Molecule: messenger RNA, 9735 nt
Organism: Candoia aspera
Lineage: Eukaryota; Metazoa; Chordata; Lepidosauria; Squamata; Candoiidae
Gene: ATRX
Product: ATRX chromatin remodeler
Biological process (GO): chromatin remodeling; replication fork processing
Cellular component (GO): pericentric heterochromatin; nucleus
Molecular function (GO): ATP binding; chromatin DNA binding; ATP-dependent chromatin remodeler activity
Source: RefSeq, a predicted model, not a curated record
CGCCGACAAGAUGGCGGCGGCGGCGGCGGCGGAGGGGAUGGUGGCGCCAACGGCUUUGUUUCCCCUCAGCGCCUGAAGCCGGCCGCCACCGGCCCGGCCGCGAGGGACAGCGGCGGAGACAUGACCGCGGAGCCCGCGAGUGAAAGCAAGUUGAAUACAUUGGUGCAGAAACUUCAUGAUUUCUUGGCUCACUCAUCAGAAGAAUCUGAGGACGCAAAUUCUCCUCCAAGAUUAUCUAUGAGCAAAAAUAUAGAUAGUGACAGUAUGCCUGGAAAUAUUCCAGCUCCAGUGGAAAACAACAGGGAAGAGGGUAGUAGCUCUUCUGAAAGAUCCAAAUCAUUAGGAUCAUCGCGCUCCAAAAGGAAACCCACAGUUGUAACAAAAUAUGUUGGCUCAGAUGAAGAACAAACUUUAGAUGAAACCAUGAAUCAAGAUGUUUCAAAUGAAAACUCAGAAAAUGAAGUUGAUAUGAAAAGUUUGCCAAAAGGAACUAUAGUCGUACAACCAGAACCAGUACUUAAUGAAGACAAAGAUGACUUCAAGGGGCCUGAGUUUAGGAACCGGAAUACUACUAAAAUGAAACCAGAAUCUCAGAAGAAGCGAGGAGAGGAAGGGCUCCAUGGUAUUGUCAGCUGUACAGCUUGUGGUCAGCAGGUGAAUCAUUUUCAAAAAGAUUCUAUCUACAGACAUCCCACGUUGAAAGUACUUAUAUGUAAGACUUGCUUCAGAUAUUAUAUGAGUGAUGACAUCAGCCGUGAUGCAGAUGGAAUGGAUGAACAGUGUAGAUGGUGUGCUGAAGGUGGAAACUUAAUUUGCUGUGACUUUUGCCAUAACGCAUUCUGCAAAAAAUGUAUAUUACGCAAUUUAGGCCGAAAGGAGCUGUCAACAAUAAUGGAUGAAAAUAAUCAAUGGCACUGCUAUAUUUGUCAACCAGAACCUUUGCUGGACUUGGUCACUGCUUGUGAUAGUGUAUUCGAAAAUUUGGAACAAUUAUUACAGCAAAAUAAGAAGAGAAUCAGAGUCGACAGUGAUAAAAGUAAAAUGUAUGAUAAUUCUCUUAAAUAUUCUUCAAAGAAAAAUAGUUCAAAUUGUAAUGGAGAAGAAAAGAAAUUAGAUCAUCCAUAUUCUGGUGCUCUAACUUAUUCUUAUAAAGCAUUAAUGGUGCCAAAAGAACUGCUGAAGAAAACAAAAAAGCUUGUUGAAACCACAACUAACAUGAAUGCUAGUUUCGUAAAGUUUUUGAAGGAGGCAACUGAAAAUUCUGAAAUAAACAGAACAGUACAUAUUCGUCAGCUGAAGGCUUUUAAGUCUGUAUUAAAUGACAUAAAAAAGGCUCAUGCAGCAUUGGAGGAAGGUCUGAACCUGGAGAUUCAAAAUCUAGAUGCUAAAAUCAAACAGAAACAUACCAAAGAGAAGGAAACAGAAAUUAAAUUGAGUAACAGUGAAGUGAAAAAAACAGAAGGAAAAGAAUUCAAAGAAACUAAAAUUGUAUCGGAGGUCAGUGAGCCUACAGAUCAGAGUGUGCCAGUAAUAGAACGGAUGGGAAGCAAAAAAUUGAACUGUAAAGAUAAAAAGUCUGGCAAAAGCGAAGAGCUUCAGUAUGAACCUAAUAACACUGAAGCUACAGAUAUGGAUAUUGUUUCUGUUCCUUCAUCUGUUCCUGAGGAUAUUUUUGAAUCUUGUAUGGAUGUACAGAAAGCAGGUGAACAGAGUAUUGGAAGCAGAACACAGCACGGUGCAAUAAAUACUAGUAAAUCUAAGGAAAAUAAAGGUGGGACAAAGUUGAUACAGUCUCCCAAAGUUAAGAAGGAAUUGGUUGUAAAAUUGACUCCAGUUUCCUUGUGUUGUUCUCCUGUAAAAGCUGAGGAUCCAGAUGAAAAGCUGGAAAAGGGAGAGAACAAAGAAGGUGGAAAAGAAAAUUGUGGUUCUGAAUGUAUACCAGAAAAUGAUAUCUCUUCACAGGUAGAAGAUCACGAUCUCAGAAGAUCCCCACGAGUUAAAACCACCCCAUUAAGGCGUCCAACAGACAUAAACGCCUUGACUUCUAAUUCUGAGGAAGACAGUAACGAACCAUGUGGUGAAAAAUACAGCAGAAAAUCCACACAGUCCAAAAGGCAAACAGAUAAGCAGAGUUCUCCUGGUAGCACCGUUUGCAGUCCUCAGUCUAACAAAGGACUCCCCCUAGACCAAAGCUCUGAUUCUGAUGAAAUGCCUGCUGUUCUCCAAGAGGUAGCCAUGAUGAGCCAUAAUUCUUCAGACCUUGAUAGCAGCAGCGAAAUACCCAAGGGUGCACUAAAUGCUUUAAAGAAGCGAACAGCGAAGGAGGAGAAUGGAAAACGAAAAAGGAAAAGUUCUAGUUCUGGGUCAGAUUUUGAUGCUAAGAAAGGUAAAUCAAAUAAAGAUUUAGGUGCUGCUAAAAAGAAACGCCAGAGCUGUUCAGAUUCUUCUAAUAAUGAUUCUGAAUUGGAAAGAGAGAAUACGAAGAAAAUUGAGCAUAUGAGGAAAGGUACAAAAGAAACCCCAAAUGAGGCUUCUUUGGAAGAGGAAUUAACCAAAAAAGGAAAGAGAGAGUCAAACCAGAAGCAGCAAAAUGAACUGCCCAGUGAAGUUGAUGAAGAACUCUUAACUUCAAAUACUGAGAAGGCAAGCAAUUCUCUGGAGGAUGCACCUUGUCAAGAGGCAUCCGUUAAGGAGAAGCAAGCACGAGACUUCAAGGAGAGAGCGUUGAAGGGGAAACAGAGCACGUCAUCUAGAAAAGAGAGUGGCAGCGCUCCAGGCAAGCGAAGCCGGCUGUUGGGGAGACCACAGGAUUUGUCUUCUGAUGAGGCAGGGCGGUCCCCGAAGCAAGAGCAAAGCAGUGAGUCCUCCGACGAGAGAAAGAAAGCCAAAAAAGGUUCAAGAGAAAAAGAGAGUGCAAACGAGGGAAAAACCUCUGAAAGGAGGCAAAGCGAUUCCUCUUCUGAAACUGAGAAGCCGCCUCCUGACAAAGAAAGCAGCAGUGCUUCUGGCAGUGCUGGCAAGAAACCGAGAACUGAAGGAAAAAUAGGAAGGAACCUGAGAGAGAGAAUUUCUAAGAAACCCCAAGAGAACGUUUCAGAUACUGAAAAGCCUCCCCCAAACGAACAGCUCUGCGAUACUUUGGAAGACGGUUUAAAUAAAAAGGGAAACGAGGCUAAAGAAAAGAAGAAAAGUCCUAAACUGAGGAAUUCAAAAAAAGCAAGAGGCGACCUAUUGUCUUCUUCCGAUGAAGACUUCUAUGAGGAGAAGAAGAGCAAAAAGAGAGGGGCGGCCAAGAAGGGAAGCGGCAAAGGCGGCCGCAAAGAGCGGGGGAAGCCCGACUUUAAGAAAACGAAGAACAAAUCCGCCAGUGCCACGUCGUCGUCGUCGAAUGAAGCUGAAAACGAAAACCUGAAUUCGGCAGGCGAGGAAAGCAGCGACGAGCAGAAAAUAAAGCCAGCAACAGAAAGUUUGUUGGUGGAUAGAAAAUUGGGAUUUUUUCAGUCUUCAGGAGAUGAAGGAGAGAAUAAAUCUGCAGCUGUGCCAAUGGAAGAGGAGGAAGAUGAUGACGAUCCUGAGAAUAGAAUUGCCAAGAAAAUGCUUUUAGAAGAAAUCAAAGCCAAUCUUUCCUCAGAGGAGGAUGCUUCUUCUGAUGAAGAAUCCAGCGAUGGGAAGAAAAAGAAAGGAAGGCAAACAAAAAAUAUAAACGACAAUGGAGAGAAUGAACAAGAAGAUGACUUUGACUCAGAUUCAGAUGCUGAAGAGGCCAAGAAACCUAGAUACAGGCACCGUUUGUUAAGACACAAAUUAACAAUGAGUGAUGGAGAGUCUGAGGAAGAGAAGAAGGGAAAAUCUAAAGAGGCAAAAGAAGUUAAACGCAGGAAUAGAAGGAAAGUGAGCAGUGAGGAGUCAGAUAAUUCAGAAGCCAACGAAUCUGGAAUUAGUGAAGAAGUGAGUGAAUCUGAAGAUGAUCAACGUCCUAGAACGAGAUCUGCCAAGAAAGCUGAAUUAGAAGAAAAUCAGAGAAGUUACAAACAGAAAAAGAAAAGACGACGCAUAAAGGUCCAGGAAGAUUCAUCUAGUGAAAACAACAAGAGUAAUACUGAAGAUGACGAUAACGAUGAUUCUAAAUCUCCUGGAAAAGGCAGGAAAAAAAUACGAAAGAUUAUUAAAGAUGAUAAACUCAGAACAGAAACCCAAAAUGCAUUGAAAGAAGAAGAGGAGAGAAGAAAACGGAUUGCAGAAAGGGAGCGUGAAAGAGAGAAGCUCAGAGAAGUAAUAGAAUUAGAAGAUACACCUUUGAAAUGUCCAAUUACAACUAAACUGGUUUUAGAUGAAGAUGAAGAAACCAAAGAACCAUUAGUGCAAGUUCAUCGAAACAUAGUGACAAAGCUUAAACCUCAUCAAGUAGAUGGUGUUCAGUUUAUGUGGGAUUGCUGUUGUGAAUCUGUGAAAAAAACAAGGAAAUCUGCAGGCUCUGGGUGCAUUCUUGCCCACUGUAUGGGUCUGGGAAAGACUUUGCAGGUAGUUAGUUUCCUUCAUACUAUUUUGUUAUGUGACAAACUGGAUUUCAGAACCGCUCUUGUUGUGUGUCCACUGAAUACGGCCCUUAACUGGAUGAAUGAAUUUGAGAAAUGGCAAGAAGGCCUAGAAGACGAUGAGAAACUUGAGGUUUCUGAACUAGCAACGGUGAAACGCCCUCAAGAGAGGAGCUAUAUGUUGCAAAGGUGGCAGGACGAAGGAGGUGUCAUGAUCAUAGGCUAUGAAAUGUAUCGUAACCUUGCACAAGGAAAGAAUGUGAAGAGCAGAAAACUGAAAGAAAUAUUCAACAAAGCCUUGGUUGAUCCUGGCCCUGAUUUUGUUAUCUGUGAUGAAGGACAUAUACUAAAAAAUGAAGCUUCUGCUGUUUCUAAAGCCAUGAAUUCUAUCAGGUCCAGGAGAAGAAUAAUUCUUACAGGAACCCCCUUGCAAAACAAUCUCAUAGAAUAUCACUGCAUGGUUAAUUUCAUCAAGGAGAAUUUGCUGGGAUCAAUUAAGGAGUUCCGAAAUCGAUUUAUAAAUCCAAUCCAAAAUGGCCAGUGCGCUGAUUCCACUCUAGUAGAUGUGAGGGUGAUGAAAAAGCGGGCACACAUCUUGUAUGAAAUGUUAGCUGGAUGUGUUCAGAGGAAAGAUUAUACAGCAUUAACGAAGUUCCUGCCACCAAAAUAUGAGUAUGUCCUAGCUGUUAGAAUGACUCCCAUUCAGUGUAAACUGUAUCAGUAUUACUUGGAUCACUUAACAGGUGUCGGCAACAGCAGUGAAGGUGGAAGAGGCAAAGCUGGAGCUAAACUCUUCCAAGAUUUCCAGAUGUUAAGCAGAAUUUGGACUCAUCCUUGGUGUUUGCAGCUGGAUUAUAUUAGCAAAGAAAACAAGGGUUAUUUUGAUGAAGACAGUCUUGAUGACUUCAUAGUAUCUGAUUCCGAAGAAACGUCAGUGAGCUUAAGCUCUGAUGAAUAUACUAAAAAGAAGAAAACCAAGGGCAAGAAAUCUAAGAAAGACAGUAGCUCUAGCGGAAGCGGGAGUGACAAUGACGUUGAAGUGAUUAAAGUCUGGAAUUCAAGAUCUCGGGGAGGUGGAGAAGGAACGGUGGAAGAGCCAGUAAACAACCCUCCAAUCGUUUUAAAGGCAGAUGAAGGUAAAACUACUUCCUCUUCCAAUCCAGGCAGCCCAGCUCCUGAUUGGUAUAAGGACUUUGUGGCUGAUGCUGAUGCUGAAGUGUUGGAGCAUUCUGGGAAGAUGAUGCUUCUGUUUGAAAUCCUGCGCAUGGCUGAAGAGCUUGGAGAUAAAGUCUUAGUGUUCAGCCAAUCUCUGAUAUCACUAGACUUGAUAGAAGAUUUUCUGGAGUUAGCAAACCGGGACAGAGAAGAAGGAAAACCAGUAAUAUAUAAAGGUGAAGGAAAAUGGUUCAGAAAUAUUGAUUAUUAUCGUUUGGAUGGUUCUACUACUGCUCAAUCAAGAAAAAAGUGGGCUGAAGAGUUUAAUGAUGUAACCAAUGUCAGAGGUCGUUUGUUUAUUAUUUCUACUAAAGCAGGAUCCCUUGGGAUAAACCUAGUAGCUGCAAAUAGAGUAAUUAUUUUUGAUGCCUCUUGGAACCCAUCUUAUGAUAUUCAGAGUAUCUUCAGAGUUUAUCGUUUUGGGCAAACUAAACCAGUGUAUGUGUACCGAUUCUUGGCUCAGGGAACAAUGGAAGACAAGAUCUAUGACAGACAGGUGACAAAACAGUCGCUGUCUUUCCGAGUUGUUGAUCAGCAGCAGGUUGAACGCCAUUUUACUAUGAACGAACUCACAGAACUCUACACGUUUGAACCAGACUUACUGGAUGAUCCCAAUUCAGAAAAGAAGAAGAAGAGGGAUACACCCAUGUUACCCAAAGAUACAAUUCUAGCUGAACUGCUCCAGAUCCAGAAAGAACAUAUAGUGGGUUAUCACGAGCAUGAUUCCCUUCUGGACCACAAAGAGGAAGAAGAAUUGACUGAAGAAGAAAGGAAGGCAGCUUGGGCUGAGUAUGAAGCUGAAAAGAAGGGUCUGACAAUGCGCAUCAACAUGCCAGUGGGGCCAAAUAUGUUCCACCCCAAUUUCACCUCUCAAACUCCAUAUAUUCCUUUCAAUCUGGCGGCGUUGUCUGCAAUGAGCAACCAGCAACUGGAGGACCUCAUUAAUCAAGGCAGAGAAAAAGUUGUGGAAGCAACUAACAGUGUUACUGGAGUAAGAAUUCAACCCCUCGAAGACAUUAUUUCCUCUAUAUGGAAGGAGAAUCUCACCCUCACCGAGUCUCAGGUCCAGGCCUUGGCUCUAAGCCGCCAGGCAAGUCAAGAGCUGGAUGUGAAGCGCCGAGAAGCCAUCUACAACGAUGUCCUGACAAAGCAGCAAAUGUUAAUCAGCUGUGUCCAGAGGAUCCUGAUGAACCGGCGGCUGCAGCAGCAGUACAGCCAGCAGCAGCAGCACCAGCAGCUCUCCUAUCAGCAGGUGCAGCAGGCAGCCAUGAGCCACCUGAUGAUGCCCAAGCCCCCGGGCUUGAUGAUGAACCCCUCCAACUUCCAGCAGAUCGACCUCCGAGGAAUGUACCAGUCCGUGGCUGGCGCCCUGCACCCUCCGCCACUGCAGCGAGCUCCUCCCCCCAUGAGGGCAAAAGCCCAGGACCAUCCCAAGGGAAAUCUAUGUGAUUUUGCACUAGCUGCUUGAAGGAUUGUUAAAAUCAGAGAGAGAGAGAGAGAGAGAGAGAGAGAACUUUUUUUAUUUUUUUAGGAAUCAAUGGCUUAACAGAACUCAACUGUAUAAAUAACUUCCCCCCCCCCGCCUUAGUCGCACCUUCUAUUUUAUCAUUUCCAUGUUGUUUUGAUACGAUGCUCUCUUACCCCGAUCUUUGUCAGUGACAUUGGCUAGAAUCUUCUUACAUGUGUUGCGUACAGGAGAUACUGAGUUGUUUUCAGUGAAAACAGGCCCUUCCGUAGCCUGAGGGGGCUUCGCAGGCUUCCUCUUCCCACUCCUACGCUUGCUGUUAAUAGCCACAAAAACAGCCGUCAGAUGGGAAAAGCUUAGGGAAGUUCACCGAUCUGUAUAUUUCAGUCAUCACACCUAUACGUACACAGCUGAGUUCUUGGUUAAAGUUGAUUCCUCAAAUGAUGGAACUCUUUUGUAUUUCUUCCCACAAGGCACACAGGACUGACACAGAGGUCCAUUCUACUCUCUAUCAUUCGUGAUGGAAAAAUAAAGCAUAGGAACUGAAAAUGAUCUAGAGACAGUGCAAUAUUCUUAAAAACUACUGCUCUGAAAUGUCUGAAUUACACAGUUUUCUGGAAACUGUCUGCAGCCUUAAGUAAUGGCCUGAGAAGAGGCUCUUUUCUCUAGCCUUCUGCCACUUCUGUUUCCUCUUUGUGAUGGAAGAACAUCCAGUAACUUUUUUGUCCUUCAUCAACGUAUUUUCAUCCUGCGCUGAUUCUGAUGCAAAGCACAUUUCUAUUUGCGCCUUUAUACUGGUGCUGGUGUCUCACCCUGUUGCCGGCAGUAGGGAUGAGAGACCAAGAAGGCUGAAUUCCAGGGACUUUGGGGCUUGAAGAAGGGGCAGCAGCUGGGAUGGAGCCGGGUUCAGCCCAUGAUCUUGAACCGGCUGAACCGCUGCGCUCAGUGCAUGAAGGAAUGUGCUUUCACGAUCUGCAGCACUGCCAGAGUUGUGAAAUAAUUCCUCUUUUUAUAGAUAAGUAUCUCUGGUUACCUCACAUUUCUUUCCUAGUUUUCAUUCUUUUAAGAAUAUGAAGGUGAGGAAGAAAAAACAUCGGUUUUUUUUAUUUCAGUCCUAGAAAAAAAAAGUGAAUGUCUGAUUAAUUACACCACUAACAGCUACUUUUCAGCAUAAAAAUGGGAUUGUCAUCCAUUUUCUGUAUUGGCAACAUAAAGCUUUUUCCAUGCAUUAGUCCAUCUGAUGUUUUUAAAACAGAAGAACUUCUGGAAUGUGGGCACGAUAAUAAAAUGACAGGUGCGUUUGUGGUACUGGAGUCAGAAGAAGAAAAUUUACAGAUGGGAGAAUUGACUCCAGACAUCAUGAACCGUGAGAGUUGCUAAUAUGUUUGGAAGUCUAAAUCUUUGGCUUUCUGAAUCACUCUUGAAGAGCAAUGCCUUUUUCUUCUCUUGUCUGCACCUGUUAGAAUCUAGACAGCACUGAUUUUGGAAAACAUUUUUAUUUUUAAGUGAAUCUUCUUGAUUGGUGAUUGGAACAUCUAUUUUACAGAAACAAAUAAUUGUGAGCUAUUUUUUGUUCUUUUUAUGAAAAAGUGGGGUGAAUCUUCAGCCCAACAUCAUCCAAUGGAGUGAAUUUAUUACGUUUCUUUAAUUUGGUAAGAAAGGAAAUGCUCCAAAAUUUGUGCUUGCUUCAGAAGAAAUGGAGACUUUCUGAGACAAUUGUUUGAAAGCAAAUAUACCUGUCCAGAACAUUCCUACAUUUUCUGAGCUGGGAAUUUGAGUGGCAUUUUUACAAUGCUAGAGACUUAAUGUGAAAGUUUAGGCAACGUUUUAAAGUCCCAUUAUUUUUCCCACAAGAAGAAGAUACCUGAUGUGGAUGAGGAUGUCUUGGAGAUGGGAAACUUUGAGACUUGGACCACUUUACAUACAUAUUUCUCACUUGUCAUUAUAGCUGCAUAAUAAUGUGCUUUUGAGUAUAACAUCAAGCUUUAAUCAAUAUUUAAAGACAGAAAAUGGCAUCAACAAAAAACUCAUUUUUAUAUUUGUUUUAGAUGUUUUAUCUAGUUGAAAUGGCUUAUAUAAGAUGAUGAAUAAAAUGUUGCUUGUAAUACAGUUUUGCCUGCUAAAUUCUCCACAUUUUGUAACCUGUUUAUUCCUUUGGAUGUAAAGCGUUUUUGCUUAGUAUUGUGAUCCUGUACAUGUUUUUGUCCCAGUUGUAUAGUAAUGUUUCAGUCCCUCGACCAGCUUUGGCUGCUGAAAUCAUACAGCUGUGAAGACUUGGCCUUCAUUUCUGUUUAGACGGCUUUUUCAGUUAUGUAUUAAAUAUCAUAAAAGUACUGUAGAAAAGAUGUCACUUCUUCCUAUAAGGCUGUUUUGUAAAAUAUAUAUUAUGGACUGGAAAUGUGUUUUUAAAGAAAAGCAUUCGAGUAAGACAGUAUGCUAUCUGUGUUUUCACCAUUCAAAGUGCUGUUUGGUAGUUGGAACUUAAAAUAUUUAAUAUCUCAUUUAAUAAAGUGACCAAAA